CAAUGUGUUUGUUUUUCAGAAAUUUCUCAAACUUUAUAUUUCAGCGUUCUUCUCAUCGGUGAGUUUGUGUUUGUGGUUUUAUGUUUGUUUUAUAAUCUCAUGAGAUUUGACUCAAACUCUUUCUUUCAUAGCUCUCUGUUCAUUAUCUGAAUGCAUUCAGCGCCGCUAUCACCACAUAAACAUGAAGAUGACCUGGACUGAAGCUCAGAAAUACUGCAGAGAAAACUACACAGAUCUGGCCACAGUCAACAACAUCAACAACAUGAACGAUAUGAAUCAACUGAUGAAGAUUGUGGAUAGCAGUCUGAAUUAUGAUGUCUGGAUUGGACUGAAGAGAUCAAGUGUUUAUAAAUGGAAGUGGUCUCUGGGUGAUCCAGUGAAAUAUACAAACUGGUAUAAUGGAGACUCAAAUGGUCCAGGUCAUUGUGUUUAUAUGAAAGAUGGAUCAUGGCAUCAUCAGGACUGUAAAGUGAACAUGAGAUUCAUCUGCUACAAUGAGAGCAGUAAAGGAUUCAUCAUUAAUGAUUCUUCAGUAUCAUGGAGAGACGCUCAGAUCUUCUGCAGACAGCAUCAUACUGAUCUGAUCAGUGUGAGGAAUCAGAUUGAGAAUGAACAGAUUCAGAAGAUCAUGAAUGACAAAAACAUAUCUGAAGUCUGGAUUGGUCUGUUCAGUGACUCAUGGGAGUGGUCAGAUGAGAUUGAAUCUGGAUUCAGAUACUGGAGGUCUGAUCAACCUGAUAAUCGUGGUGGUUCUGAAGAUUGUACAGCAGCCAGAAUGACAGAUCAGAGUCAAUGGCAUGAUGUGGGUUGCAGUGAAUCUCAUUCAUUUGUGUGUCAUGAAGAUAAUCUGAUAUUGAUCCAGAUGAAUCUCAGCUGGUCUGAAGCUCUGAGAUACUGCAGAGAGAAUCAUGUGGAUCUGGUUUCAGUUGAUUCAGAGGAGAUUCAGUUCAUGGUGACUAAAGUGAUUCAUCAGUCCUCUACUGACGCUGUGUGGAUGGGGUUACACUAUUACUGUCAAAUGAACCUCUGGAUCUGGAUACGAGGAGAGGUCGUGUGCUAUCAGAAUUGGGCUCCAGGGAACGAAACAAAACUGAUGGACUGCAACACUGAACACAGAGCUGGAGCAGUUCAGUCUGGAGGAGAUCAUCUCUGGAUCAGCCUUCCUCAAUCUCACAAACUCAACUUCAUCUGCAGCAGAUAUUAAGAUGAAUGAAAUAAUUUAUGUGUUUUGCAUUUUGUUUUGUUCUUGUUCUUAAGCAUUAGGGUCCAUUUAUAAACAUAUUACAGAUUAAAUACAACAUUAUGUCUUUCAGUAUUUCAGAAUCAUUUUAUAUAUACUAAACAUGUUAUUAUAAAUGUUUUUUUUCUAUUUUAAUCUGCUGACACAAUAUAUUUUUUGAUGUUUCUUAAAUAACUGUUGAAUUAUAUGAAAUGAAUGUUGUAGGAUUUAAAUUGUACGAAAUUAUUAGUCUGUCGCAUCCCCCUUUCCGUCCGGUACCAUCUGCAUUCCUGUGCCUACUGUAGUGAUAAAAGACUAUUGGGAGAGCAGUUUAUCUAAUACAGUGGGUGUUAAAUGUUGUCUUCUGAUUGAUCAGUUUGAAUGUAUCAUGUUGGGUUUUGUCACAUGGUCAAGGAAAGGGGGAUAAAGUUCUAUGUUGGGGGGGUCUUUGCUUUCUUCUUUUUCUUGCGCUAAUCCAUCUUUGGGCUGGUCUCCAUGAGCUCUGUUCAUUCUUUAUGCUUUUCUUUUUUACCUGAGCUCUGGAGUUUAGGCCAUCUGGCCAAGAUGGGGACUCAAUGGUGACUUUCUUUCUUCCUCUAUUCUCUAUACUAUCAGAUAAUAUUUCAUAUACAUUGGAAAGUAAUUGCACA
This is a messenger RNA of Misgurnus anguillicaudatus (oriental weatherfish), 1869 nucleotides long. NCBI's taxonomy places the organism in Eukaryota, Metazoa, Chordata, Actinopteri, Cypriniformes, Cobitidae. The record is from RefSeq and is a predicted model, not a curated record.